AUGUCAAAAGAGGAAAUUGAGAACAUUCUGGCCUCCAGAACUUAUGAAAAUUGGUACGGGCUAGUGGCAAAAGAGGAAAAAAAGAAAAUAGCCGUAGAAAAAAAACGACAAGUUGAAACACAAUCACUAUACUUGCAGCCGAAUUUUACCGAAAAUCAGCUUUUACUGCAUCAAUCACUUAAACGCUUUCCAGUAUUAAAAAAUGGAAAUAGUUGCACUGCACCUGUACCAGUCGAUGGAAAAGCCACAGUUUUAUCAAACACUUGUGCAUUUGAUUCCAUUGCUCAGAUCUUCACGGUUGCAUGUUUUGACGAUGCCGAUUUUAUGGAGUGCUGCAAAAAAUCAAAACUGAUUUUCUUCGAUCUUAUUGCAAGCAUGAGUACCCACCAACUGAAUUACGGCAUGUACAUUACGCGAGCAAAAUUAUUAAAAUCGUUGAUGCCAUUUCAAGAAGGAGAGGAAAUCGACGCACUUUACAACGAUCAAAACUUGUAG
Messenger RNA from Anastrepha obliqua, 495 nucleotides. RefSeq lists its product as uncharacterized. Lineage: Eukaryota; Metazoa; Arthropoda; Insecta; Diptera; Tephritidae. Bases 1 to 495 code for a protein of 164 amino acids. The transcript is spliced from 3 exons. The record is from RefSeq and is a predicted model, not a curated record.